Camellia sinensis is the source of this 1534-nucleotide messenger RNA. RefSeq names its product DNA topoisomerase 2. Gene Ontology annotation, molecular function: DNA topoisomerase type II (double strand cut, ATP-hydrolyzing) activity; ATP binding; DNA binding. Lineage: Eukaryota; Viridiplantae; Streptophyta; Magnoliopsida; Ericales; Theaceae. The record is from RefSeq and is a predicted model, not a curated record. Gene Ontology annotation, cellular component: nucleus. Gene Ontology annotation, biological process: sister chromatid segregation; DNA topological change; resolution of meiotic recombination intermediates.
UUAAAUGGUUACUAAAUUGAGAACAUGUUGAUUUGUCUUUCAUGCAUUCUGCAUUCUGCAGAGUGAUGCAGUGGUAACAUGUAUGAUGGAUUGUCCGCUUAUACAAAAUAUUUCCUAUGGUCAUAAGCAGAAAUGUUGAUUUGGUCAUAAGCAGAAAGAUAAUUAAGGGUGGGACUCAUGUUGAUUAUGUUACCAACUAGAUUACAAACUAUGUAAUGAGUAUUGUUAAUAAAAAGAAUAAGAAUGCUAAUCUCAAAGCCCACGCAGUGAAGAACCAUCUAUGGGUUUUUGUCAAUGCUCUUAUUGACAAGCCAGCUUUUGAUUCUCAAACCAAAAAGACUUUGACAAUUCGCCAAAGCAGUUUUGGGUCAAAAUGUGAACUUUCACAGGAGUUCCUGAAGAAAGUGUCCAAGUCUGGAAUAGUGGAAAGUCUCUUGUCAUGGGCAAAUUUUAAGCAGAGCAAGGAUCUUAAGAAAACUGAUGGGACAAAGAGACAGAGGAUAACUAGGAUUACCAAACUAGAAGAUGCUAAUGAUGCCGGAGGGAAGAGCUCUGAUAAAUGUACCUUGAUUUUGACAGAAGGUGUUUCAGCGAAGGCACUUGCGGUAAGUUGUCUAGCUAUUUAAGCAGUUUCAGUUGAGUUUGUUUUUUUUUUAGAGUUUUUAACUGAUUUGAGUAUAUACAGAUGGCAUGAAAGGAUAUAUGAAUUUGGGAUUAGACUGUUAUAGGUUGUGAAUCAAGCCACGAAAAGAUAAAACUGUCUAUUUAUGUAUUUUUUAUUUUUAUUUUUUUGGGGUGAGAAAGAAUGUUGAGUAAUUUGCAUGGUUAGUUUUAAUUGUAGUUUUUUAUUAAAUGGAUUUAUUAGAUGGAAUAGAAGAAUCAGUAGAGCUAGAAGGUUUUAUAGUUAAAGCUCAAAUUUUCUUUUGAUCCCCUUGUGGUAGGGUUUCUUAUUUGUUGAUCUUUUAUUGUCUUUUAGAGUUUUUGUGUUGUUUAAUCCUGGGGUAAUGCCUAAUGAGUAAUGGCUGAGGCUGUGUAGUUCAUCUCUCUAUCUAGUACUUGUUGAAUUUUUAUGUGAGUCAGAUAGAAAAAAAGGAGACUUUCACCUACCUCCUCUGUGGUUUGGCAAUUAGGCAAAAAACCCCUAAGGUUUGAGAAACCUACAAUUACCAUGAUGGAAAGCUAAUGGACCAAUGGCAAAAUGGUAAAAAUAUAUGAAAUAAAAAGAGAAUAGAAAAAAUAUAUGGUCUACGGUUGACAAUUUCUAGUUUAUGGUGGCUUGUGAUGUUACGUAGUUGAUGGUUGACAAUUUUCUAGUCUUUGGUGCAUGUAUGUUUGGUAUCAUAUGGUAUAUUUAUAAGGUGGUAAGUGUCGUCCUUUUUUUUUCAUAAAAAUUGUUCUGUAACAUUGAAUAAGCAUGUAUGUCAAAUAUUACAUCACAAAAAUAAGAACAGAAUUAGGAGAAAUGGGAAAUUUAUAUAUGGUUGGUUUUGCCUCACAUUUACAACAAAAAAUAUUCUCACCAUUGGCCUUAUAG